AUGAGUCCUUUGGUGUUUUUCCUGUUGGGUUUUUCUGCCAUGGUGUGCUCUGUUCAUGGAUACGACGCUGGUUGGGUCAAUGCUCAUGCUACCUUCUAUGGUGGAAGUGAUGCUUCAGGAACAAUGGGUGGAGCUUGUGGGUACGGAAAUCUCUACAGUCAAGGAUACGGAACCAACACGGCGGCUUUAAGCACAGCUCUGUUCAACAAUGGUCUUAGCUGCGGCGCGUGUUUCGAGAUCCGGUGUCAGAGCGACGGCGCGUGGUGUCUACCUGGCUCUAUUGUAGUCACAGCCACUAAUUUCUGUCCUGCGAACAACGCUUUGCCUAAUAACGCAGGUGGUUGGUGUAAUCCUCCUCUUCACCACUUUGAUCUCUCUCAACCAAUUUUCCAACGCAUUGCUCAUUACAAAGCUGGUGUUGUCCCUGUCUCUUACAGAAGGGUUCCGUGUAAGAGAAGAGGAGGUAUAAGGUUUACAAUCAAUGGUCACUCUUACUUCAACUUGGUCUUGGUCACUAAUGUCGGUGGUGCUGGAGAUGUUCACUCGGUGGCGGUUAAAGGUUCGAGAACUAGAUGGCAACAAAUGUCAAGGAAUUGGGGACAAAACUGGCAAAGCAACAGUCUUUUGAACGGUCAAGCAUUGUCCUUUAAGGUUAUUGCUAGUGAUGGUCGAACCGUUGUCUCCAACAAUGUUGCUCCAGCUAGUUGGUCGUUCGGACAGACUUUCACUGGUCGUCAAUUCCGUUGA
Arabis nemorensis is the source of this 747-nucleotide messenger RNA. The record is from the annotation of a GenBank genome assembly. NCBI's taxonomy places the organism in Eukaryota, Viridiplantae, Streptophyta, Magnoliopsida, Brassicales, Brassicaceae.